GAUGUGAGUGUUUGGCUGUAGGCAACUCUCUCUAGGCCUAACAACAAAAACAACUAACAGAAGAAUCUGAACUACUUUUGAAUUAUGUUGAACUGAAUACUGACCAUUGGAUUGAAAACACUAGAUCAUUAUUUAUUACUCUAUAAGGAAACAUAAUGAAGAUGGAUCUGGAUUAAAGAAAGUCAAGCACUGAGGCCUGAGGAACAGCAUUUUCUACUUGAAAGGCAGUUUAUCUUUAGCUGAACAUGACAGACUAUGAAGUGUCUGUUCAGCAGCUCAAUGAUCUGUUGACAGACGAAAACGGAGACUUCUGUAUGCCCUCCAAACAUUUCAAUGAAGUUUACCCCGGGAUACUCCUAGGAAAUGAGUCUGUAGCUACAAAUGUAACCCGUCUGCAUCAGCUGGGAGUGACACACAUCCUCAAUGCUGCACAAGGUCAAUCGGACAUGCAUGUGAAUACAGAUGCAGAGUUCUAUGCAGAUACAGGGAUCAUCUACCAUGGGAUACCAGCCUUUGACACUGACCAUUUUGACCUCAGCGUAUAUUUUGAAGAAGCUUCAAAUUUCAUUGAAAGAGCUUUGGCAAUGAAAGGUAAAGUGUAUGUUCACUGUCAGAAAGGCUACAGUCGCUCGGCUGCGCUAGUCAUCGCACACCUGAUGCUGCAGCAAAGGAUGGAUGUCCGAGCUGCUGUGGCCACGGUGAGACAGAGACGCGAGAUCGGGCCCAAUGAUGGGUUCCUGCGCCAGCUCUGCCAGCUCAACGACAGGCUGGAAGGUGAAGGAAUGCUGGGUGUUGAUAAUACCUAA
Molecule: messenger RNA, 806 nt
Organism: Carassius auratus (goldfish)
Lineage: Eukaryota; Metazoa; Chordata; Actinopteri; Cypriniformes; Cyprinidae
Gene: dusp3b
Product: dual specificity phosphatase 3b
Exons: 3
Coding region: 246-806 (186 amino acids)
Biological process (GO): negative regulation of MAPK cascade; protein dephosphorylation
Cellular component (GO): cytoplasm
Molecular function (GO): MAP kinase phosphatase activity; protein tyrosine/serine/threonine phosphatase activity
Source: RefSeq, a predicted model, not a curated record